Messenger RNA from Striga asiatica, 909 nucleotides. The record is from the annotation of a GenBank genome assembly. Lineage: Eukaryota; Viridiplantae; Streptophyta; Magnoliopsida; Lamiales; Orobanchaceae.
AUGGCCGCCACCAUUUAUUUCGGAAUCACCACAGCCUUCACCACUUACUUCAGCUAUUUUCUCCUCUUCUCCUUUGGCCGGAUUCGCGAUUUUUCCCGCAAGAUUUUUGAAAUUUGGUGCUCUUCCCAGGAUACUCUUCAGGGUUAUGCGCCAAUCUGCUCGGGGUCUGAAGACUUCUACAUCCGUCGAUUGUACACUAGAAUUCAGGACUGCUUUAACAGGCCCAUAUCGAGCGCUCCCAAUGCUUGGGUCGAUGUGGUGGAGCGCAUUUCCAACGACAAUAACAAAACACUGAUACGAACGAAUAGAGUGACAAAAUGCCUCAAUUUGGGAUCAUUUAAUUAUUUAGGAUUUGCAGCAGAGGACGAAUACUGCACACCCCGUGUUUGUAAGGCCCUCGGAAAAUUUUCUCCGACCACGUGCAGUACUCGGGUUGAUGGAGGCACGACAGCAUUGCACGCUGAGGUGGAGGAGUGUGUAGCCAAUUUUACUAGAAAACCGGCAGCCAUAGUAUUUGGGAUGGGUUACGCAACAAAUUCCGCCAUUAUUCCUGUAUUGAUCGGCAAAGUGCGGCCUCAGAAACUGGCAAGGCUUCAGGAAAACAGUAAUUUUUUCCGUUUUGAGCUGCGGAAAAUGGGUUUUGAGGUUCUGGGCGAUAAAGACUCCCCCAUAAUUCCCGUAAUGCUCUAUAAUCCUGGAAAAAUUCCUGCUUUUUCGCGCGAGUGCCUCAAAAGAAAUGUGGCAGUUGUGACAGUUGCUUUCCCGGCAACUCCUUUGUUGUUGGCCCGUGCUCGCAUAUGUAUUUCUGCUUCUCAUACCAGGGAAGACCUCAAUAAAGCUUUGGAGGUAAUCAACGAAGUAGGAGAGACCGUAGGUGUCAAAUACUUGCCUCCUCACCCCAAAACAUAG